AUGAAGUUCUGGCUAGUGCUCUUCUUGCUUGCACAAGCAGGCGCCUUUCAGUGGCCUUGGGAAGACAGCAGCAGCUCCACUAGUGCCAGUUCCAGUGCCAGCUCCAGCUCCAGCUCCAGCUCCGACUCCUCCAGCGCCUCCCCAUCUGCUGAUAGCUUCGGAAACUUAAACAUAGGAUCCAGAAACGCCUAUCAGCCCUACACCACCAGCUGUCCAUCCGAGCCCAUUAUCAGGGAAGCCACCAAUAUCUCCAAGCCAGAGCGUGAAUACAUCCAGAAAAGACACGAACAAACUAACGAGAACUUGAUCGAUUUCUUGACGGAUAGGGCCAAGCUUUCCGACUUCGAUGCCAAAUCAUUCGUGGAAAAUUACUCCAAAACCAAAAAUAUCACCAUUGGUUUGGCUUUCAGUGGAGGUGGCUACCGUGCCAUGUUGAAUGGUGCCGGACAGGUCUUGUCCCUUGACGACAGAUUCGACGAUGCAAACGACCAUGGAUUGGGAGGACUUCUCCAGGCUUCCACAUACUUGGUGGGUCUUUCAGGAGGAAAUUGGUUAGUCGGACUGAUGGUUUUAAAUGACUGGUUAUCGGUCAAGGAUAUCAUUGCUAGAGACCUGAACUUGUGGAACUUGGAAGAUUCCAUUUUCAACCCAAACGGUCUAAACUUAGUCAAAACAAUCGAAUACUAUACUGGUAUUAGAAGGUCCAUUCUGGCAAAGUCAGAUAUGGGGUUCAAUACUUCUGUUACUGAUAUCUGGGGAAGAGCUUUGUCUUACCAAUUUUUCAAUGACUCAAGUGGUGGUGAAAACGUAACCUGGGCCAGUAUCCGUAACUUAUCAAGUUUUCAAAGCCACGAUAUGCCAUUCCCAAUAGUGAUUGCUGAUGGAAGGACCCCUGGAACCCAAAUUAUAAAUGUCAACUCUACCGUCGUGGAGAUCAACCCUUACGAAUUGGGCUCUUGGGAUCCUUCAUUGAACAGUUUCAGUGAUGUCCAGUACAUUGGUACAGAAUUGAGCAAAGGAAAUCCAAACGCAACGGAUGCAUGCGUUGUCAAUUUUGAUAAUGCCGGCUUCAUCAUGGGAACCUCUUCGUCCAUCUUCAACCAGAUAGUUUUAAGAUUAGGUUCAACCGAUUUAAACGGUGCAUUGAAAACAAUUCUUAACUCGAUUCUUCAAAGAUUGAGUUAUGCAUCGGUUGAUAUCGCAGCUUAUGAUCCAAAUCCAUUCAUGGACAUUGAGCAUGCUGGAAGUACAGCCAUCGUCAGCAACGAGACCCUCUACUUGGUAGAUGGUGGCGAAGAUCAACAGAAUGUUCCAUUUUAUCCCUUAAUUCAACAGGCUAGAGGUGUCGAUGUGAUAUUUGGUUUUGAUAAUUCGGGUGACACCAAGGACAACUGGCCUAAUGGUUCUUCUCCUGCUCAUACCUAUCAAAGACAAUUCUCUGCGCAAGGUCGUGGCAGUCCUUUCCCGUACACCCCUACUUCAAAAGAGUUCAUGGAUGAUAAGUUGGCUUCUAAGCCUUUGUUUUUUGGAUGUGAUGCUGCCAACUUAACUGGGUUAUUACAGUAUCAUGACAAUCCAGAUCUUAAUGAAACUGAUAUUCCAUUGGUGGUUUACAUUGCAAACACUAGACAUUCGUAUGAUUCCAAUACCUCGACUUUCAAGAUGUCUUACGAUGAUGAUGACAAAUUUGGGCUUAUUCAAAACGGUUUUGAAGUGGCCAGUAGAGCUAACUUAACUGAUGAUACCAACUGGGCCACCUGUGUUGGAUGUGCAAUCAUUAGAAGAGCACAAGAAAGAUUGGGAGAAAAGCAAUCCGAUGAGUGUCAGAAAUGUUUCCAAGAAUAUUGUUGGAUUGGCGGGUCUAGAGAAGCGCCUGAAGCUUCUUCCAGUGCCGUUUCAACCAGGACUUCUUCUUCGUCUUCAUCAUCAUCUUCGUCCACUGCUUCGGCUAGUUCUUCCAGCAGUGACAAGCCCAAGAAGAAUAAUGCACCAGUUACUGGAUUAUCUGUCUACACCUUCCCACUUGUCUUCCUUGUGUUUGGGGCUUUGGCCCUUUAA
This is a messenger RNA of Suhomyces tanzawaensis NRRL Y-17324, 2058 nucleotides long. It is a transcript of the gene PLB5, whose product is annotated as Plb5p. The transcript has a single exon. NCBI's taxonomy places the organism in Eukaryota, Fungi, Ascomycota, Pichiomycetes, Serinales, Debaryomycetaceae. The record is from RefSeq and is a predicted model, not a curated record. Gene Ontology annotation, biological process: glycerophospholipid catabolic process. Bases 1 to 2058 code for a protein of 685 amino acids. Gene Ontology annotation, cellular component: plasma membrane; cytosol; extracellular region. Gene Ontology annotation, molecular function: A2-type glycerophospholipase activity.